AACCAAGGUAGAUUUGUCGUGCCUAUGGACGGACCUCUUUUUUCGGGUCCUACCGUAUUACCUGAAGCUCUCGCGUAGCAUACCUCCCUUACUACCAACGACCCUUGCACUUAUCUCAUCGAAAACUUUACGUAAAGAAAUUUAACCAUGGUAUGUCCGAGCAUGGAGUAAUCCGAAUGAUUUGCUGUGGACCAAACGAGGAUCCGGACGAUUCGCUUAGAUGGCAGUUGGAGCAGUCGGAGCAGUUGGAGCACAUGGAGUACAUGGAGCAUGGAGGGCGGUCUGGAGCAAUCCCCGACUUUCGGUCUGUCGAUCGUGAUGGAGAGGCUUUAAACGUCCAGUUCGAUGCUUAGUAGAAAUGCCGAUCCCAUAUAUAUCUGACCUUGUUUUCUUUUUUAUUCGCAAUAUUCAGGGUGUCCGUACGAAGACUGUCAAGAAGAGUGCUCGCACUAUCGUCGAGAAAUACUACACUCGCCUCACACUCGACUUCCACACAAACAAGCGUUUUGUCGAUGAGGUAGCAAUUCUUCCUUCCAAGCGAAUGCGCAACAAGAUCGCUGGAUACACAACCCACUUGAUGCGAAGAAUUGCCAAGGGACCCGUCCGUGGUAUUUCUCUUAAAUUGCAGGAAGAAGAGCGUGAACGCAGAUUGGACUUCGUCCCCGAAGUUUCUGCCUUGGAGCAAGACACCAUCCAAAUCGACCCCGACACACGGGAUAUGCUCGAGUCGCUUGGAUUCGGAAGCCUCAACGGAGUCGCUGUCAACCAAGGACACCGCGAUUAACUUUUUUCUAAUCGAAGCAUUACAAAACCCCUACAACUAAAUUCAUCUCAGGCAC
Messenger RNA from Pseudo-nitzschia multistriata, 839 nucleotides. The record is from the annotation of a GenBank genome assembly. NCBI's taxonomy places the organism in Eukaryota, Bacillariophyta, Bacillariophyceae, Bacillariales, Bacillariaceae.